ACCACAUUGACAUCAUGACCGGCCGUUGGCAUCUAUUUGAUUCUAGUGUUGGUGGUUCGAUAGACAGCGCUAUCGAGUACUUUAUCAAGUCCCACGUCAUGUCUGGGGACACUGGCGACUGGGAGCGUUUUGAGCGGACGGUGCGGGAUGUCAACCGCUAUUUGAGAAAAUGUGGCAUGUUGACGACUGUCGAUAUGCGCAGUGGCCGACCGUUUUCUUCUGCCCAACAAUCCCUGGCGUCCUUCUUUCCGGGCAACCUGAUUCUUGGCGGCCAUCUUGCAGAGGCCACGGAGAGCAACUGGCCGAUCCACAGCAUCUUCAAGCACUUCGGGGCGUUACCAGAGGAGUUUUCUCUGGGAAGUGGGGGUCCCCAUGGCGGCUACCCGCAGCGUCCCGAGCAUGCGGAAUCUGUGUACAUGCUUUACCGCGCGACCCAUGAUCCUGCGUACCUUGUGAUGGGGAAGGAGCUGGCAUUGGCGAUCAACUUGCGCAUGAGGACCCCGUAUGGGUUUGCCACGCUGCGCAACGUGGAUCUUCCGCACGGUGAUGAACAGCACGGCGACACGAUGGAGAGCUUCAUGCUUGCCGAGACGCUGAAGUACCUGUAUCUUCUUUUUGACGAGUGCAAUGCGGUGCAUGUUCAGGGGAAGCUCCGUGGCAGCAUCCCGUCGUAUUGCGCUGCUGUGGAGAGCGGCAGCAGUGUGGGGAGUCACGUGGGGUGGGUGUUCAACACCGAGGCGCAUUUAUUCCCCAACACGGCCGAGUGGUGGGGGCCAGUGUCUGCAGAGAGCGCAAGGGAAGAGGAGGAGGUCUCGGGAGACACGCUGACACAGCGCCGAUUGGAUGUAAUUGAUAGUCUUAUUGAUGGUCUUCAUGAGUUGCAGGGCGGUGACAAUGACCGUGGAGGAGGAAAUACCGCCCCGCACCGAUUUUACUGUGCUAAUCAUGCGCUGAGUGACGUUGAACGGAUUUCGAAGUCCAUAUUCCGCUGA
Trypanosoma cruzi is the source of this 992-nucleotide messenger RNA. Its product is annotated as mannosyl-oligosaccharide 1,2-alpha-mannosidase IB, putative. The record is from RefSeq and is a predicted model, not a curated record. NCBI's taxonomy places the organism in Eukaryota, Euglenozoa, Kinetoplastea, Trypanosomatida, Trypanosomatidae. The annotation marks the transcript as partial. Gene Ontology annotation, biological process: mannose trimming involved in glycoprotein ERAD pathway; endoplasmic reticulum mannose trimming; carbohydrate metabolic process. Gene Ontology annotation, molecular function: mannosyl-oligosaccharide 1,2-alpha-mannosidase activity; calcium ion binding. The transcript has a single exon. Gene Ontology annotation, cellular component: endoplasmic reticulum; membrane.